Knipowitschia caucasica is the source of this 1872-nucleotide messenger RNA. The record is from the annotation of a GenBank genome assembly. NCBI's taxonomy places the organism in Eukaryota, Metazoa, Chordata, Actinopteri, Gobiiformes, Gobiidae.
AUGAAUAUCCAAGUCGUGCCAGAACACAAACUUUCUUCAGUGGCUCCGCUUAAGCAGUGCAACACGGAGAAGAAGGAGGUAGAACUGAUACUUGUCAAGGAGCAGAAUGGCGUUCAGUACACCAACUCGUCCAUCCUGCCCUCCACACACGGAGCAGGUCCGCCUGGUUCCGCCGAAGAUGAGCGCGAGACGUGGGGCAAGAAAAUAGACUUCCUCCUGUCGGUGAUUGGUUUUGCCGUGGACUUGGCCAACGUCUGGAGGUUUCCUUACUUGUGUUACAAAAAUGGCGGAGGUGCCUUUUUGAUCCCUUAUGUUUUAUUUUUGUUCAUUGCGGGGAUGCCAUUGUUCUAUAUGGAACUUGCUCUGGGCCAGUUCAACAGAGAAGGAGCGGCCACAGUUUGGAAGAUCUGUCCUGUUUUUAAAGGCGUGGGAUACACAGUGAUCCUCAUCGCCCUUUAUGUGGGCUUCUACUACAACGUGAUCAUCGCCUGGUCAUUGCACUACCUGUUCUCCUCCAUGACGAGGGAGCUGCCCUGGCUCAGCUGUGGGAACAGCUGGAACAGCCCUAACUGCACUGACCCCCAAUCCAUCAACAGCACUGUCCUUGGAAAUGGGACGUCAUAUGCCAAGUAUAAGCUCACCCCAGCAGCAGAGUACUAUGAACGUGGUGUGCUACACCUCCACAAGAGCAGAGGGAUCCAUGACCUGGGCAUGCCACAGUGGGACCUGUCCUUGUGUCUGCUGGCAGUGCUGUUCAUUCUCUUCUUCAGUUUGUGGAAAGGUGUCAAGUCGUCAGGGAAGGUGGUAUACUUUACUGCCACCAUGCCCUAUGUCGUGCUUUUCGUGCUGCUGAUCCGAGGAGUGACUCUGCCAGGAUCAAUGGAUGGAAUUAGAGCUUAUCUCCACAUCGACUUAAAAAGGCUCAACAAUUUGGAGGUAUGGAUAGACGCUGCCACACAGAUAUUUUACUCUUUAGGAGCUGGAUUCGGUGUGCUCAUUGCGUUUUCCAGUUACAACAAGUUUGACAACAAUUGUUACAGGGAUGCCCUUCUAACAAGCACUGUGAAUUGUGUUACGAGUUUCUUUUCCGGAUUUGCCAUCUUCUCAGUGCUUGGGUACAUGGCUUACAAACAUGGGGUGAACAUAGAAGAUGUAGCCACUGAGGGGGCCGGUUUGGUGUUCAUAAUCUACCCAGAAGCCAUUUCCACUCUGCCUGGCUCCACGUUUUGGGCCAUUGUCUUCUUCAUCAUGCUGCUGACUCUGGGACUUGACAGUGCAAUGGGAGGCAUGGAGGCCGUCAUCACCGGUCUGACCGAUGACUUUAAGAUUCUCAAGAGGAAUAGGAAGGCCUUCACCUUCGCCACAGCCUUUGGGACUUUUCUGAUUGCUCUGUCCUGUAUAACAAAUGGUGGAAUCUAUGUGCUAACACUGCUUGAUAAGUAUGCGGCUGGGACAUCCAUACUGUUUGGUGUGCUGAUUGAGGCUAUUGGAGUGUCAUGGUUUUAUGGUGUGGACCGCUUCAGUGAUGAUAUUGAGCAAAUGAUGGGCUUUAGGCCAGGGCUGUACUGGAGGCUGUGCUGGAAGUAUGUGAGCCCAGCUUUCCUGCUGUUUGUUGUCAUAGCCAGCACCGUAACAGCAACAAGCCUCAAGUACGAUGACUACAUCUUCCCUCACUGGUCUAACGUCCUUGGCUGGGGCAUUGCCAUGUCAUCCAUGCUAUUAGUUCCUGUUUACGCCGUGUAUAAAUUCUGCACUGUACCGGGAAGUUUCAAGGAGCGAAUCGCCUAUUGUAUCACACCUGAGCAAGACUAUCACAAAGUAGCCGAAGGUGACGUACGGCAAUUCAAACUGAAGCACUGGUUAGCCAUCUGA